CCGUCUCUUGUUCGCUGGUUUCCUGGUCAGUGCGUCUGAUGCUCGAGUCGGAGUCACGUCUCUGUGGAUAAUCUCAUCGAGCUGUUCUUCUGAAUACAUCGAUAUGAAGGCGCUAACGGGGCUGCUGCUGUUGGUCUUUGGUCACGGUGUGUCCUCAGUGCUUCACUCUCUGCAGUAUUUCUACACGGGGUCGUCUGGACUCACAGCCUUCCCAGAGUUUGUUGCUGUUGGGAUGGUGGAUGGAGUUCAGAUUGGAUACUAUGACAGCAACAUCCAGGGAAUAGUCCUCAAACAGGACUGGAUGGAGCAGUACACCAGAGAUGACCCCGACUACCUGGAGAGGCUAACUGGAAUAGCUCAGGGUGACCAGCAGUGGUUCAAAGUCAACAUUGGGAUUCUGAAGAAGAUCUUUUACCAGAUAGGAGGUAUCCACAUAUAUCAGUUGAUGUAUGGUUGUGAGUGGGAUGAUGAGGAUGAUUCUACUGAUGGUUAUCUCCAGUUUGGUUAUGAUGGAGAGGACGUCAUAUCGUUGGACCUGAAGACCCUGACCUGGGUCGCUCCAGUACCUCAGGCUGUCAGCAUCAAACGGAGAUGGAAUGAGGAUAAAGCUCGAUUACAAUUCAAUAAGUACUUCCUCACCAAGCAGUGUGUUGAUUGGCUGAAGAUGGGCCUGGUCUAUGGGAAGAGCACUCUGCAGAGAACAGAGCGUCCGCGGGUGUCUCUGCUACAGAGGAGCCCCUCCUCCCCAGUGGUGUGCCAUGCUACAGGCUUCUACCCUGACAGGGUGGUGGUGUUCUGGAGGAGAGACGGCCAGGAGCUCCAUGAGCAGGUGGACCCCGGGGAGGUCCUCCCCAACCACGACGGGACCUUCCAGGUCAGCGUGGACCUCAACCUCAAGGCCGUCCCACAGGAGGACUGGGGGAGGUACGAGUGUGUGGUCCAGCUGAAAGGCACCGAGGACAUCUCCACCCCCCUGGACCCCGCCCUCAUCAGGACCAACUCGGAGGAUCAGAGUGGCAUCACCAUCCCCAUCAUCAUUGGGUUCCUUGUUCCCCUCCUCGCUGCUGCUUCUGCUGUUGUUGGAGUCUUUGUGUACCAGAAGAGGAACGGUUCUGACACCAGCUCUGAGAACACUGAGGGGCAGAAUCCGGCUCCUGAGGCCCAACCUCUGACCACAGUUCAAAGUUAAAUCAUGAAGAGGCUUCCUUAACCAGGAUGGAGUGGAUCGCAGUUCACUUAUAAUCCUUACCAACAGGCUUGGGACUUCAGCUAACUAAAGAUGCUAUAUUUGCUAAAUUAAAUAACAUUCAUACUUAAAUUUAUUUUGAUAUCAACCAUUAACCUGUAAGAAUUGUAAAUCAAUAGAUCGCUGUAUUUGUAGGGCGCACUCACACUAGCCCUAAAUCAACGUGCCCAAGUCCGCUUCACACCUGUACCGUGCUCAAGUCUAGAUCGUUUGGCUAGUGUGAGCAUGCCGACCGUACUCAAGUACAGUUCAAAUCCGUGACCCGAGCACACUUCGGAGAGGUGUGCUCGGGUCACGGUACAGAUGCUAAUUGGCCGACAUGCGCACACGCACGGCUACGCAACCAGAGCUGGAUGACGUUUUACUCCAUUGCCGUGUUCCAAUACCCGUACUUCCAUGAGUAUACUUAAAGGAAGUACACUACCUGCACUAU
This is a messenger RNA of Gadus morhua (Atlantic cod), 1679 nucleotides long. RefSeq names its product major histocompatibility complex class I-related gene protein-like. NCBI's taxonomy places the organism in Eukaryota, Metazoa, Chordata, Actinopteri, Gadiformes, Gadidae. Gene Ontology annotation, cellular component: external side of plasma membrane. Gene Ontology annotation, biological process: immune response. The record is from RefSeq and is a predicted model, not a curated record. Bases 104 to 1189 code for a protein of 361 amino acids. The transcript is spliced from 7 exons.